Molecule: messenger RNA, 1509 nt
Organism: Coffea eugenioides
Lineage: Eukaryota; Viridiplantae; Streptophyta; Magnoliopsida; Gentianales; Rubiaceae
Exons: 4
Coding region: 1-1509 (502 amino acids)
Source: RefSeq, a predicted model, not a curated record
AUGGCCAACACCCAAACAUUAAGGGAGCUGGCUGCCCCGGAGCUGACUCACCAGCCCUUAUGCAUCACAUUCCCCACUUUGGCUGAGAAUACUGCUUUCGAACUGAAGUCGGGGUUGAUUCACCUCUUACCUUCUUUCCAUGGUCUCUCUGGCGAAGAACCCCACAAGCAGGUUAAGGAGUUCGAGGUGGUUUGCUUUAGUAUGAAACCUCUUGGGGUCACUGAAGAGCAAAUUAGACUGAGAGCAUUUCCGUUCUCUCUCAAGGAUGCAGCUAAAGAUUGGUUGUACUACCUACCAGCAGUUAGUAUUACCACAUGGGUACAGUUGAAAAAGAAGUUUUUGAAAAAAUUCUUUCCUGCAUCCCGAGCUGCGAGUUUGAGGAAGGAAAUCUGCAGCAUUAAACAGUAUUCCGGGGAGUCCUUGUAUGAAUAUUGGGAAAUAUUUAACAAGUUGUGCACUAGAUGCCCGCAGCAUCAAAUUAGUGAACAACUGUUAAUCCAAUACUUCUAUGAAGGACUCCAAUCAACUAAUAGAAGUAUCAUUGACGCUGCGAGUGGGGGAACACUGGCAAACAAGACACCGAAAGAAGCAUGGGAGCUUAUCGAAGCCAUGGCAGAGAACUCUCAACAAUUUGGUUUCCAUGAGAGCAACCCUACCCGUAGAGUCAAUGAGGUAGAGACUUCAUCCAUACAGCAACAACUGUCAGAGUUGACGUCUGUUGUUAGGCAAUUAGCCAUGAGAGACACGCCACGAGCGAAAGUAUGUGGAAUUUGCACGAGUAUGGACCAUUGCACGGACACGUGCCCUAUUCUGCACGAGGACGGGGCGGAACAGGUAAACAUGGCCGGAAGCAUGCCCGCGCCUCGCAGGCAGUAUGACCCGUACUCCAAUACGUACAACCCGGGAUUCCACCAGCCAUGGCAAGCAAAAUCUCAACCCUCAUCCUCCAAUUCAGGAAGCUCCCUGGAGGAUAUUGUCAAAAGUCUAGCCACGACUACUACCCAGCUUCAACAGGAGAUCAGAUCCUUGACCGCGAAUACCGCUCGACUCCAGCAGGACACCAAAGCGGGCAUGAAGGACCAAGAUGCUCGGAUAAGCCAACUGGCAACUGCCAUCAACCGCUUGGAGUCCCACGUUUAUGGGAAAUUGCCAUCGCAACCCGAGAUAAAUCAUAGGAAUGUAAGUGCCAUGACACUGAGGAGUGACAAGGAACUGGGAGGGCCUAAAGUGAAAAAUCCAAAAAGAAAAAGUGAGGAGGAGAUAGAAAAGGAGAUUGAAGAGGAAGGGCGCAUUCGCGAAGAGCCUAAAGUACCCAAGUAUGCAAAGUUCUUGAAAGACUUGUGCGUUAACAAAAGAAAGCUAAGGGGUGAUGAAAGAGUGAUGGUAGGAGAGAAUGUAUCAGCUGUACUUCAAAGGAAAUUCCCACCCAAAUGCGGAGAUCCAGGUGGUUGGUGUAAAAAGUUCUUUCACGAGGCAAAAUUCCAGAAGACUCUCUAUUUCAUGGCGUGA